CUCCCUCCCUCCUCCUCCUCCUCCUCCCGCUCCUCCUCGCCAUGUCCGAGAUCCUGCCCUACGGCGAGGACAAGAUGGGCCGCUUCGGCCCCGACCCCGAAGGCUCCGACCUGUCCUUCGGCUACCGCCUGCGGGACACCGGCUCCUUCUUCGCCGGCAACCAGGCCAAGCGGCCGCCCAAACUGGGCCAGAUCGGACGGGCCAAGAGAGUGGUGAUCGAGGAUGACCGGAUAGACGACGUCCUCAAGGGGAUGGGGGAGAAGCCGCCGUCGGGAGUGUAGGCCGCACCCCCUCUCCCAGCCCGGCCCCCGCCUCGGCCCGGACCGCUGGCCGGCGACCGGGCCCCCCGGCGACCCCCGUCCUCGUCGUCGUCCUCGUCCCCGGAGCUGUCCCCUUCAGCACCGUGGACGCCGGGACCGCCCGCCCCCCUCCCCCUCCGCCGCGGGAGCCGCCGGGCCUGCCACCCCCCUGACCUCUGACCCCCGACUCGUGCACUUUAGGACCCGGUGGACGCGGACGGGCGAGGGUCCGGCCC
Ornithorhynchus anatinus (platypus) is the source of this 535-nucleotide messenger RNA. It is a transcript of the gene CAMK2N2, whose product is annotated as calcium/calmodulin dependent protein kinase II inhibitor 2. NCBI's taxonomy places the organism in Eukaryota, Metazoa, Chordata, Mammalia, Monotremata, Ornithorhynchidae. Gene Ontology annotation, biological process: negative regulation of protein kinase activity. The transcript is spliced from 2 exons. The record is from RefSeq and is a predicted model, not a curated record. Bases 42 to 281 code for a protein of 79 amino acids. Gene Ontology annotation, molecular function: calcium-dependent protein kinase inhibitor activity; protein kinase binding.